AUGCAAACAUCCCAAGAAACCUUGCCAAAAGCCCCACCAGAUAGACCACUAACACACAAUGCCAAGGAACCAACCACAGGAAAAAUUCACAAUAAAUUUUCCUGGGUAAGAUCAUCUCUCAGCAGAAAGAGGGAGAUAGGACAAGAUAAGACGCGUAAUAUAUCUGAGCUAUUUCCUUUCCAAGGUGGUGUAAAUGUCAACAAUAAUAACGAUGAUUAUAAUAGAAUUUUAUUGAGUGAAACUGAAAACAAUAAUUAUAUUUCUGGUGAGAGUACAAGAACAUUUUUAUCAGAAAAUAACAACGACAGUUCUUCCCAAUUCCAACAGUUCCCAGAUCCACCAUUGCUGCCAAAUGUAAUGUCAGCAACUGCAAACUCUCCAGACCGUUUUGAAUUGGCCACUAAUGUGGAAAAUAAACAUUUUGCCAAUUGUAAUGAUUCAAACUCAAGCAUGGUCCUCACUGAAGACUUCCUUUUUCCCUCUACAAGACUCCAUUUUAAAGAUGUAACGUUGAAUUCCCUAAAGAAAAGGUUGGUUGCCAUUUCCCAAAGAAAAAUUGAAACUUGUAAGGAAAAUAAGAAGUUCUUAGGUGAUUUAUCAUAUUGGGGAACACAUAAUAUUUCAACAGAAUACGACACGGCAAGAUUAGUGAGAGAAGUGCAAGAAUUAUUUAAUCAAGACCUGAUAUUUGAACAAAAUAUUGUAAGUGCGUUAAACAAAUUGAUUGUGGCUUUGGAAUUUGUGGCAAAGAGAGAAUCUGAAUUAAUAAGUGAAAGAAAGAUAUUGCAAUCUGACAUUAAGAAAUAUCAGAAAAGCAAAGAUAAAAGAGGGGAAUAUAAUGAAGAAACGAGAUUUUUACUGGAGAAAUUACAUUCUACUCAAAACCAUUUUGAAAAUAUUAAAGUCUUAUAUCAAAAGGGAAUUUCCGUAACAACUAGAAAAUUAUUUAAGGAUUUGGGAGUUGAAUAUUAUGAUAGGGCCUCUGACUUAAAAGAAGCAUCCUCUAGAUUUAUUAUCAAUUCUCUUUCAACAUUAGAAAAUGUAAAUCCAGAGGAUUUUGAACAAGAGCUGGAUGAUUUAAGACGUAGAAGGAUUUACAGAGUGUGGCAAAAACUAACACCAAACGAUAAAAUAAAUUCCCGUAAACUGGAAAAUAUUAAAACCGGAGUGUAUGAUUGCAAUGACUCAUUGUUAAAAGAUAUCUAUAAGAAAUUACCGGAGGAAUAUACACCAAUACCACCUGAACCGAGUGGAAAUCAACCAGUAUUAAAAUUUCCAUUGAAUGGAUUUGAUGAAACCGUCUCUUUUCUUCCUUCUAAUACAGAUAAUCCCAUAACAACAAAAGCAUUCUUAUCUGAGCCCAAUGAAAAAUAUGCAAUUAAGGAAAAUAAUGAAUUUGAUAAUUUGAACGUUUUUGUUGAAGGAAAUUUUUCGAGGAAACUGGACAGUGUUUCGACAGAAGGGACUUUAAGAAGAACACUAAAACCAACAGAUCAAAAAAAAGACAAUUUAAAUUUAAGUCAAACAUUCGAUGAGGCAGAAAGGAUGUUAAUUGAUAAUCCUUUUGUUGAAGUAUCAAAAGAUUCUAUAGAAAAGUAA
This is a messenger RNA of Naumovozyma castellii, 1599 nucleotides long. RefSeq names its product Ssp1p (gene SSP1). The coding region runs from base 1 to 1599 and encodes 532 amino acids. The record is from RefSeq and is a predicted model, not a curated record. The transcript has a single exon. Lineage: Eukaryota; Fungi; Ascomycota; Saccharomycetes; Saccharomycetales; Saccharomycetaceae.